This is a messenger RNA of Cololabis saira (Pacific saury), 1625 nucleotides long. It is a transcript of the gene cavin2b, whose product is annotated as caveolae associated protein 2b. Gene Ontology annotation, cellular component: cytoplasm; caveola. Gene Ontology annotation, molecular function: protein kinase C binding. The coding region runs from base 99 to 1412 and encodes 437 amino acids. The transcript has 6 exons. NCBI's taxonomy places the organism in Eukaryota, Metazoa, Chordata, Actinopteri, Beloniformes, Belonidae. The record is from RefSeq and is a predicted model, not a curated record.
CUCACACACACACCAGAGGAAGGCGAGGCCCCGUCGUCUCCGAGUUUCUGCCAGAGAGAGUUUGUUAAAACCUGGUAGUUUUGGACGACAGCGUGGACAUGGUGACGACGGAGACCCACCAGAGCCAGGACCUGAUGGUCCCCCCGGUGGACCUGCUGGUCCCCCCGGUGGACCAGGACCAGGACCGGGUCCAGGACCUGCAGGCCCAGGACCGGGACCAGGACCAGGACCAGGCCGCGCCCACGUCCCCCACUGCAGACCUGGAGAAGAUCAGUCAGGGACCCGUCAACGCCAUCACCGUCCUCACGCUGCUGGACAAGCUGGUCAACAUGCUGGACGCCGUGCAGGACAACCAGCACAAGAUGGAGACGCACCAGAUGGAGAUGGAGGGCGUGGUCCGGGGGAUCCAGGCCGACAUGACCAAACUGGCCAAGAGUCACAGCCACACGUCCAACACGGUCAGCAAGCUGCUGGACAAGAGCCGCAAGCUGUCCGUCACCAUGAAGGAGGUUCGUGAGAAGAUGGAGCGCCAGGGCGUCCAGGUGAAGAAGCUGGAGGCGAAUCACGCUCACCUGAUCGACAGAAAGAACUUUAAAGUUCUCAUUUUCCAGGAGGAGAACGAGAUCCCUGCCAGUGUUUUUGUGAAGGAUCCUCCUCCGUUCCCCCGGGACCAGAUCCCGGAGGAAGGAGAGGAACCUGCUCCGGGCGUCAGCGAAGGGAAACAGGAAGUGGGUUUCCAGACCAUCGACCUGUCCUCCGAUGAAGACGUGGGUCUGGAAGCAGAUCUGGAGGAAGAGGAGGAGCUGUGGCCUCAAGACCUGGAGAACAUGGAGAAGAGCCGGGCCGAGAAGCUGAAACGGUCCAGCCUGAAGAAGGUGGACAGUCUGAAGAAAGCCUUCUCCAGGCAGAACAUUGAGAAGAAGAUGACCAAGAUCGGAACCAAGAUCGUUUCUGCAGAACAACGAGAGAAGAUCAAGCAGAAAACCUCCAGCCUGAAGGUUUCUCCUCUCAGCUUCGGCCUCAGGAAGCCUCGCAGCAGCUCCGACUCUCAGCCUGCAGAAACUUCACCAGCGACCGUUGAGGCUCAGAUCGUCCUGGACGACGUGAUCCAACCCGACGUCCUGGACGACGCUGGACCGGAGGUCCCGUUCACCGAGGUCCACGCCCUGCUGGCCCCGGAGGACCAGGAGGUGGAAGUGGAAGAGGAGAAACAGGAAGUGGAGAAGCAGGAAGUGGAUGAGGAGAAACAGGAAGUGGAGGAAGAAAAGCAGGAAGUGUCCUUGGUGGUGGAGGCGGAUGUGUCGGUGGUUUCAGAGGGAGUUGAUGAGGAAUACGCUCUUUCCUCCACUCUCCCUCAGGAGGAGAAAGGAAAGGGAAGAGGAUUUGAGGAAGAGCUGGGAGAAGAAUCCUAAACACACAAAACACACAAGUUCAUCAACGACAAAGCUAAUCUGAGCUGUAACUGAGUAGCCUCUUAAAGGACCAGAAUCCUCCUCAGGGGUUGGAGGUUUGGUCCCUGACUGUUCCAGAUUCAAUUCAAUUCAAUUCAAUUUUAUUUAUAUAGCAUCUAAUACAACAAAAGUUAGUUAAGUUUUAAACAAAACAAAAGCAGGCAGGUGGAAGCA